Messenger RNA from Dothidotthia symphoricarpi CBS 119687, 933 nucleotides. RefSeq lists its product as uncharacterized. The record is from RefSeq and is a predicted model, not a curated record. The transcript has a single exon. The coding region runs from base 109 to 615 and encodes 168 amino acids. NCBI's taxonomy places the organism in Eukaryota, Fungi, Ascomycota, Dothideomycetes, Pleosporales, Dothidotthiaceae.
CCGGCGGCUAUCUGGGCUCCCUUCCCAUCGAGUCGGCCCAAGCACCUGUCAUAGCUCUGACCCUCCAAGAUCAGGAGAGCCCAGACAUAAGGCGAGCCCACCUACCACAUGCCAGCCGUUUUCAUCAUACUUGAGGAAGGCAUCGGCCUUCCUCUCAAAAUCAAUGUGCGACGAGUUCAAAUUCGGUUAAUACAUUCGCACAAAACUGGACGUAUACCAUACCUGUCAGGUGUCAAUCCGACAUUCGCAGAUCCAGCGCUCAAGACGGAGUCACCCCUGCAGCCUCGCCUUAAUCUUCUCGUACUUCAUGACAUCCACGGCGACUUUGACAGACUUGACGUGGUCAACCUGAUCGUUAGCCGUGUUGCGUUCAUCUGGAACUCUUGCCUUGUGGUUCAACACCCAGAUAUCAUUCGCCAUCCUCUCGUGAAAUAUGGGGACUUCCAUCGGUUGCAGCAGUGGUGUCGAUCUCUCUACGGCACAGUUUCGUCAGUGGCUCCCUAUUAUUCACGUCGUACCCUUACCCAUUGGGGGCGCUGUCUGGAAGGCGAAGAUAUAGGAUUUGGAUGUUUGGCAUGCUUUUGUGUGAGCGGAGUAGCACAUGAUUUUUCUUAGCUGUGCAGUAGUAUUGAGCCAGCUCGGCCCAUAAGCUGUCAGACCAGCCAUUCACAAGGAUACAUCUUAGAGCCCGUGUUCGAGCGAGAGUGAGAAGUUGCUCACGAUGCUACGAUCGCCCGAAGUGAAAACCACUGUAGUGACGCAUUUGAGAACGUAGAGGUCCUGGAAGAGAUCUGGGUUCUGGUAGAGUGGGCUGUCGGCUGGAUUGGCAGUGGAUUAGAUCGAGUUUCUGCCAUAUUGAUGACAACAACGUGAUGGUACGAACACCGUACCAAAUUUCUUGAUUCAACAUGCAAAAUUGAUGUAUCACUCUUG